CAACCACAACUGCAGCCAUCACCAUGGGUCUUCCUGUGUUGCUGUGGUGGUCCUUGACCAAGCUGGCUCUCCUCAUCUCCUUUGCCGUCCACACUCCUCAACCACAGCAGCAACAAGAAGAAGCGUCCCUGCUGACCCAAGCACGCCAGUUUUUGGCAGUCAACGACACGGACACUGCAUUUCAGUAUUUGACACAAGCUUAUGCCAACGACCGAAACCAACCGGGAUUGUUGGCGUGUUUCCGUGAUGUCUUUUCGCAGAGAAUUGAGAGCCACGACAAUGCCGUCGAUCGCAUGGGAUUGGCCAGUAUUUUACUCGAGUAUGAACACUACGGAGCCGCGGCACGGCACCUCGAACAAGCCGUCCAAUUGACUGCAAGUAAAAGUAGUGCCAAUGCCUUGUCCAUGCUCUUUGCCGCACGGGCCGCCGUCUGUGAUUGGACACACAUCCAGCAAGACAGUCCAGCACUGGUAGCAUCGGUGCAAGCGAGUCUGAAACAAGAGGAUCAAACUCCAGCGGUUCAUCCCUACAAGGCACUCAUGUGGCCAUGUCUGUCUCUCGCAGACUCGACCAAAAUUGCCUCCAAGUUUGCAAGAAGGGCCAUGUCUGCUGUUUCAGUAGAUCCAGUGCCAACUUCUUCUUUAUUGGUACACAAAGAAGAACCAUCCAUCUUCCAAGUUUCAUCACGACGGCGACCCACCAACGGCAGACGAAUCAAACUGGGGUAUCUGUCACCCGACUUUACAGGGGCACAUCCAUUGGCCUUUCUGAUGCAAGAUGUCUUUCGCUUGCACAACACUUCCGAGUUCCAACUUUACAUAUAUUCACUUGUAGAAUCUGAUGACAGUCUCGAAGUCGCCAAGAUUAAACAUGCGGCCCACCAAUGGACCGUAUUGCCUUCAUCAAACGCCGCCGCCGCCGAAACGAUUCGAGACGACGAGCUCGAUAUACUGAUUGACUUGUGUGGCUACACUGGCACCAGUACCGUGGCCGAAAUCAUGGCCCACAAGGUCGCCCCCCUUCAAAUCGCCUACAUGGGAUUCCCCGCCAGCACUGGUGCCCCCUUUAUCGAUUAUGUCGUCUGCGAUCGCAUCGUGGUUCCUUCCUCUUCUGAAGUAAGACAACACUACACCGAACAACUCUUGCUCCUGCCCCACUGCUAUUUUGUCAACUCGCAUCGGUAUCUGUCUUCUUCGUUACGUCAACCACAAAUGCCCAGAACACGCUACAAUCUACCCGACAGUGCAUUCGUCUAUUGCUGCCACAGUCGACCGGAAAAGAUUGACCCCCAUACCUUCAAGUCGUGGUUGCAAGUAUUGGUCAACGUACCCCAUUCGGUGCUCUGGUUGUUGCGCUCGGGAGACGAGAUGGAAGACAAUCUGAGACAAAUCGCUGAGCAAGAGUUUGCACUCGACAAAAACCGAUUGAUCUUUUGCGACAAGGCACCCAGGGAUCAACACCUCGCACGGUUGCAACUCGCCAAUCUCUUUCUCGAUACACCGGCAUACAAUGCCCAUACGGUUGGAUGCGACUGUUUGAGUGCCGGGGUUCCCAUGGUCUCGUUGCUGCGUAAUCAUGUCGCACCGCCCGACGAGGUCGAGACGGACAAAUGGGCCAGUCGCGUGGGGGCGAGUUUGUUGGCCGCCAUUGGAUUGGACGACGUGCUCGUGGCUGGUUCCAUGGAGGCCUACCAAGCAAUCAUGGUCCAUUGUGCCACCGACUCGGAAUGGUUCUCUUCGGUCAAAGAACGAUUGCAACGGAAUUACCACACGGCACCCUUGUUUGACACGCCACGAUGGGUUCGAAACUUGGAAACGGGGCUCUUGGAGAUUGUUGCACUCCGCACUGAGGGUGGUAGUAGCUAUAGUGACAUUGAAAUCGUGGACAAUGCCGGCAGAUAGCAUACCGGUAGUACGGGGGAUCAGACUAAUGCGAGGCAAAGCGGGAGACAGAAGACCAUUGCAAUGCACAAGCUUGCAGACGAAAUUUUGAAUACGACCAACAUUUUUUAAAACGUGACGAAUGAUAAAAAAUCAGUUCAACUAUUCCUUCCUUUCCCACCAGUCUUUCUCC
This is a messenger RNA of Seminavis robusta, 2073 nucleotides long. Lineage: Eukaryota; Bacillariophyta; Bacillariophyceae; Naviculales; Naviculaceae. The record is from the annotation of a GenBank genome assembly.